Condylura cristata (star-nosed mole) is the source of this 1721-nucleotide messenger RNA. It is a transcript of the gene SLC10A1, whose product is annotated as solute carrier family 10 (sodium/bile acid cotransporter), member 1. Gene Ontology annotation, cellular component: membrane. NCBI's taxonomy places the organism in Eukaryota, Metazoa, Chordata, Mammalia, Eulipotyphla, Talpidae. Gene Ontology annotation, biological process: bile acid and bile salt transport. Gene Ontology annotation, molecular function: bile acid:sodium symporter activity. The record is from RefSeq and is a predicted model, not a curated record. The transcript is spliced from 5 exons. Bases 136 to 1185 code for a protein of 349 amino acids.
CAGAGCUACAUUUUGUCCUCAAACUCUGUGCCCUGGGAGGUGAUUGAAGAAGUCGACCAGCAAGGACGGGGCAGGGAGAGGAGUCAGCAGGCGGACGCAGGUGUGCCGGCCCUGCCUGCUGCCGCCACACAGAGGAUGGAGGUCCUCAACGCGACCACCCAGGUCAACUUCACCCUGCCGCCCAACUUCGGCAAGCGUCCCACCGACCUGGCCCUGAGCAUCAUCCUGGUGAUCCUGUUGCUCAUCAUCAUGCUCUCGCUGGGCUGUACCAUGGAGUUUAGCAAGAUCAAGGCUCACUUCUGGAAGCCUAAAGGGCUGACCAUUGCCCUGCUGGCCCAGUAUGGCAUCAUGCCCCUCACUGCCUUUGUGCUGGGCAAGAUCUUCCGGCUAAACGACAUUGAGGCGCUGGCCAUCCUGAUCUGUGGCUGCUCGCCAGGGGGGAACCUGUCCAAUAUCUUCAGUCUGGCCAUGAAGGGGGACAUGAAUCUCAGCAUCGUGAUGACCACCUGCUCCACCUUCUUUGCCCUGGGCAUGAUGCCCCUCCUCCUGUAUAUCUACACCAGGGGGAUCUAUGAUGUGGACCUGAAGAACAAAGUGCCCUAUGGAGGCAUUGUGCUAUCCAUGAUCCUCGUUCUCCUUCCUUGCACCAUAGGGAUCUUCCUCAAUGCCAAACGGCCACAAUAUGUACGCUAUGUCAUCAAGGGAGGGACGAUCAUCUCACUUGUGCUCACCGUGGCUGUGAUAGCACUCUCUGCCAUCAACGUGGGCAAGAGCAUCCUAUUUAUCUUCACACCACACUUAAUGGCCACCUCCUCCCUAAUGCCUUUUGUUGGCUUCCUGCUGGGCUACAUUCUCUCUGCUCUUUUCAGCCUCAAUGGACGGUGCAGGCGCACAGUCAGCAUGGAGACCGGCUGUCAAAACGUUCAACUGUGUUCCACCAUUCUCAAUGUGACCUUCCCCCCUGAAGUCAUUGGACCACUUUUCUUCUUUCCUCUCCUGUACAUGAUCUUCCAGCUUGGAGAAGGUCUUCUCCUCAUCGCCAUCUUUCAGUGCUAUGAGAAAAUAAAGCCUUCCAAAGACAAAACAAAGAUGAUUUACACAGCUGCCACAACUGAAGUAACAAUUUCAGGAGCUAUGAGCAAUGGCACACACAAAGGGGAAUGCAGUGCUCCCGGGAACAUCUGAACCUUCUCCCAGCAUCCUGGAUUGUGGUCAGAGAGCAACACAGAUAAGCUCUGGAGAACAGAGUGUGAUAAGCUCUGGAGAACAGAAUGAUGAAAGAACACCCAAGUCUGAGUCUUUGCCCAGUAUUUCUAGCAAAAACUACCAAUCAGCCGGCCUUGACAGAGGACAGUCAACCUGAAAAGCCUCACCUGUUUCCAACUUAGGAUUUGAUACUCCUUUAUAAAAGACACUCAAUGACAGCUGGAACUAAAACUGCCUUUUCCUGUGGUGUCUCUAUCACCAGUGCCUGAUAAACAUGUAAAGACACACAAUUUCUGACUAGUCAAAAAAUGUUUUAUCCAAAAUAAAAUUCAAAUUAUGUUCCAACUUUGUUUAAAAGAUGCUGUAGAAUCAGACUUAAAAAGGCCUUUCUGACCUUAGAAAGCCAGACCACAUUCCUUCCGUUUUGAGGUUACUAUGACUUAAGUUCCUAAAGACACAAAAUACAGCAAGUAUGCAGAAACAGAAAUAAAAUGCAAAAAGCUAUCAACUCAAAA